AUGAAGCUCUAUCCCUCCAUCAGCACCGACCUCGCAGACUGGGCCACCCGCCAACCCGUCUUCUUCACCGCCUCGGCACCCACCCACCUCCCUCACAUCAACGUCUCGCCCAAGGGCCUCUCGGCCCACUUCGCCGUCCUCUCGCCGAACCUGGUCGCCUACAUCGACCGUACCGGCUCCGGAUGCGAGACCAUCGCCCACAGCUACGAGAAUGGGCGCUUGACGCUUAUGUUCAUGUCCUUUGGCCCCUCGCCUCGCAUCCUCCGCCUCUUCUGCAAGAGCCGGAUCAUCGAGUGGGACCAUCCCGAGUUUGACUCGUGGAUGAAGCGUAUCGUCCCCCAGGGCCCGACGGGCCGGGACUCGUACGAUGGCGCGAGGGCCGUUGUGGUCGGCGAGGUCUGGGAGGCCCAGACGAGCUGCGGGUACGGCGUGCCGAUGGUCCGCAAGGAGCUCUACGCGCCGCCGGCCGGAGACGGCUCGCGCAAGGGCGACGAGCUCUCCGUCUUCGAGGAGCGCCCCACCCUCGACUUCUUCUCGAAGAAGAGCGUCGACAACAACACCAUCAACAAGUACCGUGUCGAGAAUAACCGGGCCUCCCUCGACGGCCUCCCCGGGCUCCGCGUCGCGCGACGGGACGCCGGCGAGACCCUGUGGGUAGUCGACGCAAGGGCCAGGCUCGCCCGCGCGGCGCGCGAGACGGACGGCCUGCUCCUCGGCGUGCUCCUCGCGGUCCUCGCCUACUGCGCUGUCACCUGGGGUGCUGCGGGGUGGGCGCGUGCGACGGCGCCCGGGAGCCCGAUCUGA
Messenger RNA from Colletotrichum graminicola M1.001, 804 nucleotides. Its product is annotated as pyridoxamine phosphate oxidase. Lineage: Eukaryota; Fungi; Ascomycota; Sordariomycetes; Glomerellales; Glomerellaceae. The record is from RefSeq and is a predicted model, not a curated record. The coding region runs from base 1 to 804 and encodes 267 amino acids. The transcript has a single exon.